Hydractinia symbiolongicarpus is the source of this 907-nucleotide messenger RNA. RefSeq lists its product as uncharacterized. The record is from RefSeq and is a predicted model, not a curated record. The transcript has a single exon. Bases 425 to 880 code for a protein of 151 amino acids. Lineage: Eukaryota; Metazoa; Cnidaria; Hydrozoa; Anthoathecata; Hydractiniidae.
UCGUUUUUAGGGGUUUUUUUUAAUUUUUGAAGGAUCUCGAAUUCAGGCACAGCUUCGCCCCCAUGGUCUUGUGGCCCCUGGGCCGUUAUUACGGAGUGGACAACAAUCGUCGCUAUCAACUUCAUCAACAACGCAAAUUUGCCCUGGGAACGAGGUUGGGGUCGGCAAUCACAUUUUUUAUAAAGAAAAGAUCCAUGGGAAUAAAAACUUGAAUAAAAGCUUGUUUUUUUAAAUUCGCCGAAUGAAGAUGAUGCAACGAAAAUGCAUUGCAUGUCCCAACCCACCUUUAAAAUGCAACUUGUUAAUAGGACAAAAUCGAUGUGCACUUUCAUCCAAUAUUCCACACCUAAAACGUCAGAACAUUUUGACGUCAAAUUAUCAAAGUCUUUUCUAUUGAAAAUAAAAGUAAAGAGUUGCGUUAGUCAUGGUCGAUAAAAGGAUGGCGUCGCCGUAUCAAAAAAUCAUGCCACAGACAAAUGAAGUUGUAUGGGUACAUCAACGGUACACACCGACAGAACUAAGAGGUACUGCGCCCGUUCCCAGAUUCAAGUUUAUCAUUCCUUCCAAAUUGCCGCCAGUUCCAGAGGCAUGGAAAAAACCAGUAAGCCCACCAACACAUCUCUUUGAAAGACGGAAGGAAGAACAAACAUUAUACAAGUUUUCACCGUCGACACGAUGCGAAGAAUGGUCAACACUACGACAAAUUUUGCCUUCAAAAGGACGGCCUGUGAAAACAUUACCACCAAGAUGGGGAACGGCACAAAGUGAACCGAUCAAAUUUGUCAGCAAAAAAGAAGUUCGCUUUCCUAUUAUAAACAGCCCAAUGACAAAAUAUGUCGACGACAUGCAUGUAACAAAUCGCUUGUUUAAAUUGCAUUGAAAAAACUUGUUAUUUGUAGCUUAUCUA